Molecule: messenger RNA, 558 nt
Organism: Penicillium antarcticum
Lineage: Eukaryota; Fungi; Ascomycota; Eurotiomycetes; Eurotiales; Aspergillaceae
Product: zinc finger BED domain-containing protein
Exons: 2
Coding region: 1-558 (185 amino acids)
Molecular function (GO): DNA binding
Source: RefSeq, a predicted model, not a curated record
AUGCCUCGCGAGAAAUCAAACCAGUCUUCUGAUGCUGGCCCUUCAAACCGCUACGAAGAACAUCUCGAUAGCCUUCCUUACCUUUCAUCUGACCCUAUACAGUCAUUCACUCCCGAUCUCAACUACAGACAUCAAACGAACACACCAGCUCCGCUGUUUGAAGUCCCCCAGCCGAUUUCAGGUCCUGAGUCUCUCCGACGGGUUGGCCCCGAUCGGAAAAAGAUUUAUGUGCUUUACAACGAUAUGUCAAAGGAGCAAUUCAUUGCUUGGUGGCUUCAGACACAAUAUGCGACCGUGGAGGGCAAUGGCAAGAGAAUCAAUUGGAAGUCGAAACAUUCUUCGGAAGUUUGGGAUAAUUUCGACCAGGUGGCUCAUCAGCUUACUGGAGAAGCAAAAGUCAUGUGUCGAAGAUGUGGCAAAGUCCUUCCCCAUCCGCAGGAGAAGGGGGAUGGAACAAACUCCAUGAAAAGUCAUCUCGGGUCAAAUUCAUGUCGUAGAGUCACAAGUGAUCAGUCUCAGCAGCAAGGUAUCCAACAAUCGUUUGAGUUUGCAGUAUGA